UGAAUGAUUCAUUGACUGAUUGACUUUGAAUGCUAAUAAAUCCCGAUAAUUUUUCAUAGUAUUAUUUAAUGAAAAUUGUAUUGUUGUUGCAAGAAAAUGCAAGAAUUGAUAAAUGAAUUAUUCUUUUUUUAUGAAAGUUGAUGAUUAAAUAUGUUUCUAGCUAUUUUGCAGUAUUUUACCAUUAGCACCUUAAUAAUUGGUAGCCAUGGUUUCUACGUUCCCGGAGUGGCACCGGUGGAGUUCAGAAAAGGUCAAAGAAUUGAAGUUAAAGCUGUUAAAAUGACUAGCAUUCAUACACAAUUGCCAUACGAAUAUUAUUCCCUACCAUUAUGUUUGCCUAAAAAUGGAACAUUUGUUUAUAAAUCCGAAAAUUUGGGGGAAGUGCUACGAGGCGAUCGCAUAGUUAACACUCCAUAUGAGGUACACAUGGCAGAGAAUAUCAAGUGUAGAUUACUGUGCCAUCAAAAGAAUACUCCAAUUAAUUGGAGUGUGGAAGAAUCUGAGAAAGUUGCAAGUCGUAUAGAACAUGAGUACUUUGUUCAUUUAUUAGUUGACAAUCUCCCAGUAGCAACAAGAGUAAUUAAUAUUGACACAUCAGAAAGGACUAUAGAACAAGGAUACCGAUUAGGUUUUAUGACCAAGGGCAAAGCAUAUAUCAACAAUCAUUUAAAACUUUUAUUAAAAUACCAUAAACAUAGCCAAGACUCAUAUAGAGUAGUAGGGUUUGAAGUAGAAACAUUGUCUGUUGAUAAAGAUGAAUUGAGUUUUGUGGAUGAAUCAUGUCAAUUCCCAUCAGAUCCAAAACCACAGCUUGUCAAUGAGGAAACAGGAACAAAACUUUAUUUUACUUAUUCUGUAGAGUGGGGAGAAUCAGAAAUAGGAUGGGCGUCCAGAUGGGAUAUAUAUUUGGGAAUGAAAGAUGUGCAAAUACAUUGGUUCUCCAUUGUUAAUUCCAUUGUUGUGUUAUUUUUUUUAUCUGGCAUAUUGACAAUGAUUAUGGUGAGAACAUUAAGACGAGAUAUAGCUCGUUACAAUUCCGAUGAAAGCAUUGAUGAUAUGAUUGAGGAAACUGGCUGGAAAUUGGUUCAUGGCGAUGUCUUCCGUCCACCUCCAAGGAGAAUGCUAUUUGCAGCUGUUAUUGGAAGUGGUAUUCAAGUCUUUUUAAUGGCUCUCAUAACUAUCUUUAUAGCAAUGCUUGGCAUGUUGUCGCCAGCAAGCAGAGGUGCAUUGAUGACCGCAGCUAUAUUCCUCUAUGUAUUUAUGGGUCUUAUUGCUGGCUACUACUCAGCACGCUUGUACAGUACCAUGAAAGGGAAACAAUGGAAACAGGCUGCAUUUCUUACGGCUACACUUUAUCCAGCUAUUGUCUUUGGCACUUGCUUCUUUUUAAAUUUUUUUAUUAUGGGCAAACAUUCCAGUGGUGCAGUACCUUUUUCCACUAUGAUGGCUCUACUGUGCUUAUGGUUUUGUAUAUCACUACCAUUAGUAUACUUGGGCUAUUACUUUGGUUGCCGUAAACAACCCUUCCAACAUCCUGUAAGGACUAAUUUCAUUCCAAGAAAAGUACCUGAUCAAGUUUGGUAUAUGAAUAUAUUUAUAUGUAUUUUAAUGGCUGGGAUACUUCCAUUUGGAGCUGUAUUUAUCGAAUUAUUUUUCAUAUUUAAUGCAUUAUGGGAAAAUCAAUUCUACUAUCUUUUUGGUUUCCUGUUCCUGGUAUUUUGCAUUUUAGUAGUGUCUGUAUCACAAAUAUCAAUUGUCAUGGUCUACUUUCAGCUCUGUGGCGAGGAUUAUCACUGGUGGUGGAAAAGCUUUAUUGUGUCUGGAGGAUCUGCUGUAUACAUUUUAGUAUACUCAGUAUUUUAUUUCUUCACCAAACUAGAAAUAACUGAGUUUAUACCAACUUUGCUUUACAUUGGAUACACAGGUCUUAUGGUGUUAACAUUCUGGCUUUUGACUGGCACCAUUGGAUUCUUUGCAGCCUACACAUUUAUUAGAAAAAUUUACGCCGCAGUGAAAAUCGACUAGGUUAAGCUGAAUUAAGUAUUUAGGUGUACAUUACACUAUCAAAUGUAUUAUCGGCAAAAGAAUAUUAAUUAAAUGAUGCACUAUUAGAAAUUAUCUUGUGAGAUCACUUCAUUUUCACAUUUAUGACUAAGUUCAAAAUUCAUUAUUUUGAACUUAGUACUAUAUUUGGUAGUGUAAUAUAUUUCUAAUGAACUUGGUAGAUGGUCAAAUGGCGUAAAGUAAGUAUAUUUUGCUAAUUGUAAUACAGAGAUGAGACUACUCCAGUUGUACUCUAUCUUUUUUUUACAAAUAAGAUAAUAUGCGUGCUAGAUCAAUUGCUCGAAUGUCUCGUCUCUUAUAUUAUGUAUCUAAGUAUGUAUGAAAUUGUAGUCGAUUUGAUCUGUUUGAUGAACAAAUGCCAUUGACAAUAGUGAGUUAAUGCUGAAAAGUGUGUGAAAUUUAUAUAGGCAAAAUGUUGCAUUUUUUAGUCAUUAAAUUAUAAUUUUUCAUAAAUGGAAUUAUAAUAAUUUACUUAAUUGUAAUAUUUUUGUGAUGGCUUGUAAGUAUAUUUUAAAAUGACAUUAUUAUUUAAUUUUAGUGUCAUAAGACUGCUGGCUUGUAUUUUUUUGUAUAGCACUAUUGCCCUAGGUUUAUCUAUAGUAUUAAUAUUUUUCCACUAAAUCCUUAAAUUUUCAUUACAAUCAUAAAAUCAAUUAUACCAUUA
Galleria mellonella (greater wax moth) is the source of this 2728-nucleotide messenger RNA. RefSeq names its product transmembrane 9 superfamily member 4 (gene TM9SF4). The transcript is spliced from 9 exons. Gene Ontology annotation, biological process: protein localization to membrane. Gene Ontology annotation, cellular component: membrane. The record is from RefSeq and is a predicted model, not a curated record. Lineage: Eukaryota; Metazoa; Arthropoda; Insecta; Lepidoptera; Pyralidae. The coding region runs from base 151 to 2025 and encodes 624 amino acids.